Cutaneotrichosporon oleaginosum is the source of this 858-nucleotide messenger RNA. The record is from RefSeq and is a predicted model, not a curated record. NCBI's taxonomy places the organism in Eukaryota, Fungi, Basidiomycota, Tremellomycetes, Trichosporonales, Trichosporonaceae.
CCUCAGCCAUGUCCGUCGCAGGCCCCUCGUCCAAGCCCGUUGAAGUAUUCUACUGUGCAGUGUGCACCCUUCCGACAGAAUACUGCGAGUUCGGACCCUCGUUUUCCAAGUGCAAAACCUGGCUCCAGUCCAACAACCAGGCCGAGUACGAACGACUCUGGGGCGAGGGCACUCUCGAAAAGCGCAUCGGCACACUGUCCCUCGACAAACAGGAGAAGAUUGAGGCGGACGCAGCGAAGGCUGAACGCAAGGCUGAGAAGAAAGCCGAGGCUGAGGCAGCGAAGAAGCAGGCGGCAAAGAUCACGAUUAAGCGUGAGAUGCGCACGAAGCGCAAGGUUGCGACGCACAUCCAUGGGCUGGAUCUGUUCGGAGUAGACCUCAAAAAGGCAGCCAAGUUCUUUGCAGGCAAGUUUGCGACGGGGAGCAGCUUGUCCAAGAACCCACAGGGAGAGGACGAGAUUGUGGUGCAGGGCGAUGUUGGGGACGAUAUUAUCCAAAUGCUCAAGGACAAGGUGGCGGUGCUGAAUGGCGCACCGGCCGACCAAGUUCAAAAAGUGGAAGCCAAGAAGAAGAAGGACCCGGAGGCCGAAGCGGCGGCGUGAGCUACGUGCUAGGAGCUAGGAGACGUUGGUUUAGAGACAGCUGCAUUCCAUACCAUCGGCCGGCGACCUCCGACAGCAUUUCGGCCAUGACUUCGGCCGCACCCCAGUCACUGACAGUAACUCAUGCCCCGCACCGGCCCGCUCAGGUACUCUCGCUAUCUCCUUUCCUUUGCAGCCUAGCUCGCUUUGUAUCCGCUGCUGAGCUUUGACGCACUCAUGACGCUACUGCAUGGACCUGUCACAACCUCCAGAUGCU